Molecule: messenger RNA, 9596 nt
Organism: Malurus melanocephalus (red-backed fairy wren)
Lineage: Eukaryota; Metazoa; Chordata; Aves; Passeriformes; Maluridae
Gene: WNT6
Product: Wnt family member 6
Exons: 3
Coding region: 7728-8996 (422 amino acids)
Biological process (GO): canonical Wnt signaling pathway; cell fate commitment; neuron differentiation
Cellular component (GO): extracellular region
Molecular function (GO): frizzled binding; cytokine activity
Source: RefSeq, a predicted model, not a curated record
GGACAUCCCGGGGGAUGGGGUGGGGGGGAUGUGAAGCAGGAGAGCAUAUAGGGUCUCUCGAUCCCCGGGGAUGGCGUCCCCCCCCCAGCCUUGGGGACGACAGACUCCCCUACACCCAGGCAUUACUUGGGUGGGAAUUGCUGCUCACCGGCUGUGCGGAUCCAUAUCGGGACACCCACACGCUGUCAGGGUUUGGGCACACAGUGUGUUGGGGACAGCAGGCUGGGGSACCCCAGGAGCAUAGGGCACACAGGUAUUGUAGUGAGAGUCGCAUUCUGCCUCCCUGCACCCCAAGCCCAGAGCCAAGGAGGGUGGGAAAAGGGGCUUAUGGCCUCCAGACACCUCCAAUAAGUCAAAUUUAAUUAAAAGCCCGAGGGUCCCUACAGAGUCCCCCCUGAACGGUGGCUUGGACACAGCAGGGACAAAACCCCUAUUUGUAAUGGUGCCUUCAUCAAAGGCAGAGACGGUGCCUUGCAGGAUACUAGAGGGGGUGGGGGAUUCAUUACAGGCACAGAACUGGGACCCAGCCUUGGAAAGCCCAGGUAUCUGUCGAAACAUGAACUAUUUAAAUCUAUUAAGAAUUUCACCCAGCCUGUCUUUAUCCGGUUUUAAGUGCUUAGAUUCCAGCUCCCCGGCGUGCCGUCCGGGCUAUCAUUCAUUAUCUGAGGCUAUUCGUCUCCACAUUGUCACACUCUUUUGACCCCUAAAAUAAAGCUCUCCAUAAGCCUUUCCCCUCCCGGUCCCCUGCCUGCCCACCAGUGAUUUAUUCCACGUCUCCAUUCCCUUUGCUAGCCCUGGCUCCAGGGGUGCAGUGGGGGUUUGGGUGAGYAUAAAUGGUGCUGUUACAGUUGUACAUCAGCUGAGAGUUUGUCCCUGGAGCCCAAGUGCUGUGUUUAUUUCCAGGCAAGGGUUUAACUGGGGUCUGAGAGGGACUUGCCUUGGGUUUUUUGCUAGAGGAGUGGAGAGCAAGGUAGGACGAGCCCUGGCUGAGGCAGGGUGUAUGUGGAGGGUCUCCAACUCCCUGCCACCUACCUCAGGGUCAGCUGUGCCACUGCAGGGCAUAUUCCCUCUUGCUGCCUGAAACCUGCUGUUUUUCCCUGGCUAAUCCUCAGGCACACAUAGAGCUGUGCCUUCAUCUGUCCCUGCUUUCUCUGCCCCAUCCUCAUCAAUAUCUCCAAGCUCAUGUCCUGUGCUCCAGCUUCAAGGACAUCUGCUCAAGGCUGGAGCAGGUGGAGGUGAAGCAGAAACUCAUUUUGCCUUCCUUUCAGGGGCAGACAGACAGCACUGACAAGGGCAGGGUGCUGGGGUACCAGUGCCCCUCACCYUGGCUGCUCAGAGCAGCAUCUCACUGUGGAGUCUGAGUCCUGCUGGUGCCACUUGUGUGCUGGCAGUGCCGACUUGGGGAGAUUAGAAGGAUUUGGCAGAGGAGGACAAGGGGUCAAACUUGUUUUUUCUUCUUUUACAAAAGAAGAGGAAAAUGAACCUUUAAUUUAGGAAUGAUAACUCAGCUGCCUGAAGCAUGGCAAAUGGACUGGGCAGUGGAGUGAACUUCAGCGGGAUCACCAGCUCACACUGCUUCACUCUGGAGCCAGCGAGAUGGGAGGAGGUGRUGGGUGGAUGAGGCCACCAGCACCACCAAACGGAUGUGCCGGGCUUCCUGGGACAGGGCACAGGAGCAGCUGGCUGAUUCAAGGACAGCUUCCCUCAGAGUCUGGGGUUUUGGCCCCUGACUGUGGUCAUCUGCCCUUGCUGUGUGGGGCAGAGAAGUCCUGGCGCUGCCUGGACCCUUGAGCCAGCUCACAACAGGCAUUUUUCCCACGUGCUUUCUCCCGGUGCCUUCUCCCAGCUCUGGUAGCAUGGUGUCUGUGGGUUUUACAUUUGGUGGAGAGGGUCUCAGGGGUGCAGCUKUGUGUUGUGCCGGAGUUCUGGGAAGCCUCAGGAUUGGUGGCAUUGAUAGAGCUGUUCCUUGCUGUCACUGAUAYAUUGGGACUUCCGUGGCACACCUUCAUGUGCAUUUUGCUCUGGCCAAGAAAGAAAUAUAUUUAUCACUCCCCCAUCCCACCCCUGAGUACGUUAGCUCUAUGGUGGAGGAAUAUAGGGGUUACCUGUUUGAGCCAAUUUUUUCCCACACUGAUGAACUAAWUUGUGAGAGUGGCAUGGUGGGCUGUAGCUGGGCUGGAUCCCAAGGGGCACAGUCCCCAGGCUGGCUGUGCAAACAGCGCUGGCCACUCAUGGGUGGCAACUGCACCCAUUGGGACACUGGUAGAUGGCUGCAUGUGUGGAAAAAGAUUCAGUAAUGAUGUACAAGCACUGACAUCCUGCAAGUGAUGCCUGAGAAAGGGCAUCCUCAUUGUGUUAGAUGUCCUCAGAGAGCUCARUGAGGACACAGACCUUUCCAUUGCAGAAGGAAGCAGGCUGUGGUAGUGCUGGAAGAUAUCUCACUCACGUGCUGCUGGCACCUUGGUUAGUGCCAAACUGCAGGRAGAAAGAUCUCCUUGCUCUCACCAGCUCUGUACAUUCCCUUUCUUCCUCUUCCCCUAUUCUUCACACGUUUCUUGCUCAGCUCCUUGUGUAACAGUGAUUUCUCUUUGAGCAGGACAGGUAGGGACAGCCUGGGGCCCCUGGGCUGGUCCAAAGGGUACAGGGAUACAGAACAGGCAGACUUAGAGUCUGAGGAGCCCCAGGCAGGUUCAGGGCAGGAUUUCAGCCCAGCCGKUUUGCAGUUGGGCUGUGCUUGCAGGCACUGUGAGGAUGGGGACAAGCAAAGCCAGCUUCCCUGGUGCCUGUUGGCUCUCCAUGGGCAUGGCUGAGAGCAGCUGGGAGAUGGAAGAGAGAGCAAGGGAGAAAAUCAUCCCAGCUAAAACGUACUCUACUCCAGCCGUGGGUCUGAGGGGGCCCGGAGGGAUGGACACCUGCCCUCCAUCCUUCUCCUGUCCAUGCACAAAGGCAGCACACCUCCAGAUUUUCAUGGGACUUCUUCAGAGGCACUAAGGAGGGACCCAUCCACCAGCCCCUSUGGCUAUACCCUUGCUUGAGGGGGUCCCAUGUCCCUCAAGACACACACCCUGGGUGGUUUCAUGCACCAGAGGUCUCUCCUCUUUCACUGCCCUGUCCAGCACCCAAACUACAAGAGCAGAGCCUGUAAGGGCAGGCUGCAGGGCUGGAGGGCCCUGCCUGCAUGUCUUGGGGUGAGCUUUGUGAGUCACCCCCUGGGCUUGCUGACCACACUUGCUACCCCAUGACACCCAACAGAAGGGCUGCCCAGCCACCCUGGACAUGCCUUCACCCCUGGAGCAGCACCAUAUGAGCAGAAAUGCAUCUCCCAGUGGAGAAACCCCUACCUGGUGGCAUGUCCCUGUGCCCUUGCUGGGAUGGCUGCUGGGUUUUUCAAAGGGACACUAUUUCUCCUGCACUCUUUGAGAUGACAACUGGCUUCAGCAUUGGGCUACUUGCUUUUUCCCACAAAGGCAGCUGAGCUUUYGCCAAUGCCAUCCCUUGUCCCUAUUCCUGGUCACAUCUGCUUUUCUGUGGUGACAUCAGGCUCCCCAGCCAUGCCCGACACAUCCCCAAACUGGAGGGUUUGUUUGCAUUUUGUGUCAGAAGCUUGACCCCUUCCAAUACCCCUCACGUGGGAGGACACUGGCAGAACUGGGCACACCCCGACAUCUGCUCAGCUUUUGCGGGUCCUGCCACCACAUGUGACCCCCACAUUUGGGCAUGAACUAGCCAAGCCCUCAUGCUACCCCAGCUCCAGCCUCUGCCAGCACCUGGAGGAAGGACACAGUGACCCCGAGUGGGUGGACGUCUUUCUUCUUAUCACAGCCCUUCCAGGGUUUGGACUUGGCUUUAGGACCACCAGCUCUGCAGGUGCACGCUCCCUCCAUCCCCCCGGUACCUGUAGCACAAGGUUGGGCAGCUCCUGCUCACGAGAGCCUGGCCUCAGCAUGASCCUGCAGCUAGGAGGUCCAAGGGCUGGUGCAACACCAUGCCAAAGCCUCCUUCCUUGAGGCAGCAUCCCAGCUGUCUGCAUGCCAUCCUUGCCAAAGAGGUGUAAGGAGGAGGGCAGGGAAUGGGGUCCCCCUUCUYUUCCCAACCCAGGGCAUUUCCUGCUGCCUCAGGUCCCUGGGUGCUGCUCAGCAGCCAAACCCUGGCUGUGCCCCCCGGGGCAGUGACUUGCUGCUUACUCACCACACCCUCACGAGCCUCCUGCUCUGUUUUCCACACCUGGCUGCCCCGGUUAGUGGCAGCACCCACGCAUCGCCCCGGGUGAGGGGCCGAGUGCCUGCCACACGCCUGCAAGGGCUGUAGGGAAAGCUGGAUGGGUGAAAAUAAAUCUGUGUGUCCCCCUUGCCCUGUUUGCACAGCUCGGAAAGAGAUGGGUUCCCUUUGGGUUUGACUUCCUUGUAGGGCUGUCACUCAGUUUGACACCAUUGAGUGGGACAUAAGGUGACCUAUGUCCCCAAGGAUGGAGGUCAGUUCUCCAGGGCUGUCACCCUGCAGUUCUUACUUCUCCAGGUGGGUGCAGAAUAAUUUCUGGGCUCAGUUAUCCUCGUAUGCAUCCUCCUGAAGGCUUCYAGAGGCUGGGAUAGAGACCUGCAUGGGAGGCGAGACACAGCCUUACUGCCCCAGAGCAGAGUCUGCUGGGCACCAGGCAGUGCCCAGGCAGCACUCAAUGGCUGCAGGCUCCUCAGGUCCCACAUGGAGCUGGUGUGGUACAACCACUGCUCUGCCUUGGCACUUCAGGGCCAUCAGGACCAAAGCAGGCAUUUUUCACCCAAGAUGCAGGUGCCACUUUUGAAGGCUGACUAUCCUCUUCCUCACUGCRUGGUUCUGCCAGCCAGCCUCACUCCCAUGGCUUCCUGCAGACUGGAACUCCACUGGCUGCCCUCCAUCAAAAUCCUUCUUCACGUCAUCCUCAUGCCCAAGGAGAAAACGGUGACUUGGCCCAGGCUYCUUGGUCCUGAUUUUGUCUGGGAAUGAGACUGAGACGUGCUGGAAGUUCCAUGACCGUGAGCUGAGCUGGAAAAAAAUGGUGAUUAUGGCUCUCAGGAACCCCUGGCUCUGUUGCAGCAGGCACAGCAACCAGAGCACAGGGGUUGCAUCAGAAGCCCCAGUGACUCCUGCUUGAUGUGCGUCAUUGGGACUGGGCUCAGGCUGCGGCUGUGGCAGCCUAAGGGGUGACAGCAGURGGUGGGUGGUGUUUUGCAGCCCCUUUUCUGUGCUUCAGUCUCCCCUUUCAGCAGCGGGGGUUGUUUCCCUUACACAGGGGUGCCAGGAGGUUGGAAAGUGGGGCUCAUGAUCUCUUCAGCUUUCAGGGCAGGAUGCAGCCCCUGGCAAUGGUUCUGGCAAAGGGCGUUGGGGGCAGCACCAUGGAUGCUGCUGAGCUGCUGAGCCCAGAUGGGGGCUCCCAGGCGGGAGGUGGCGGGGGCYGGGGUGCCCCAGGCAAGUUGUGGGGAGCUGGGCUGGCGACCCUGUUCUCUCACCAGGGCAGGGGGAGGAGUGCCCGGCGGCAGAGGUGGGGCACCUUAAUUGUAGAUGCGGGAGGCCUUGGAGCGGGACAAGCUCAGGCAGAUCUGGGCCCUGUGCCGGAGCCCUUGCCAAAGUGGUAGCAGUUUGGCAGCAUUUUUCUUGCCCUUGUCUCCCCCCAUUCUCCCCCCCUCUCCAAACCCUCCAAAGCAAAACAGCUCUUGGGCUCCCGGCAGCCUCCCUGCGCCAGAAAGCAGAGCCCAGCGGAAAUUAAUAUCGCGCUGGACUUAGGCAGCCCACCCCACGCCUCGUCGGUAUGGACAGAAAGCUCCCGCGCUCUCUCCCAGCCUUGCUGCYGCCUGGACCAUGGUGGGGACCCCCUCGGUGCCGAGGAGCCGCCCACCGCCCCCCAGACCCGCGGGGCUGAGCUCUUCUUCCCGGCCUGAUCCAGCGGGCCGGGGUGAGCCACAGUUCAGUAUUUGAUCUGACAGCCCUGGGGGGCUGGCGCAUCGUUUUUAUACRAGUACAAAGAGUCGUCUCUUAAUGAAAGUCCCAUCCUGGCUCCCCCUCUUGCUCACCCCACUGGCAGAGGCAGCCAAACCUCCGCCAUCCUGCUGUAAAUGUUGAGAGCCCAUGGUCACAAAGGGCAGCAAGCCUGGAGGCCAACACGGAGGCUUGGAUCCCUGUGCGGUCAUCGUGGGACAGGACUGGACAGAUUUUUUUGGUUGCUUUCCACAUGGGCCUCAGUUUCCCCAUCUAUGGGGUACCUGUGCCAGGCAAGCUCUGUGAUGCUUCCAUAGCUGCUCCAUGCCUUUGCAGAAGUGCCUGUGAAUUGUGCAGCAAAAGAAAGCUGAGCUGCCUGGAGCAAAGGGAGAUGGGUUCCCCYCGGCAGGAAUGUAGGCUUGCCUCAGUUUCCCUACUGGAAGUUCCCUUUCCAGGCUAUCCCUCUCUGUUUAACCUUUAAACCUCCAGUCAAGCAUUAGGGCUCCUUUUCCAGGCUGUGCUAGAGGGUACAUCCUCUCCAAGCCCAGCUGGGGUCUGAUGUGCAGGAGAUAUGGGCAGCUGGAGAGUCUGACAUGGGACAGGGGGAUCCUGACAGUGCCUUGAGCUUCGAGCAAGGGGGGUUUGCACUGGGGACAGGAUUUCAAGCAGAGUACUGCAGCCUGGUGUCCCAAACACAGCCCCCCCGCUGCGCAAGAGUGGAAAGGAAACCCAGAACACAGUUAAACACUGAGAUUCAGCUUGUGAUUUUUGAGCCCCUGGGGCUUGGCCAGACUAUAAAGCUCUGAGUUUGGAAGCUGUGCAGCUGAUGCUCUCCAGUGAGUGGGGCUGGAGGCAGCACAGGCUGCCCAAGCACUGGUCCCCAGGGAAUCCCAGGGAAUGUAGCCUCACAACCAUCAGGCAUCUCUCGGUCUUGGGGUGUGCUGAGUCCAGCCCUGAGGUUCUGUGAGCAUCCAUGGCCAAGAAAAUGACGUUGUUGAGCAGGAUGAGCUCUGAGCCCCCAGGAGCAGUGCUGGAGGCAAGGGUGGGCUGUGUUUAGGGUGUGCUAAACUCGUGUGGCCCAUGGCUCCGGAGUUGCCCGUGGCAGAGCUGGAGCAUGGCCCAUGUCAGCACGAAGCAGGGCGCUGGCGGGCUCACAGCUGCACGGGCUGUGCCGGGGAGGGCACUCCGGGCCAAAUGUGUGGGGAAAGUACAGGAGUUUCUGUAGCCAGCGGCACACCGGGGAGCACAGCGCUGCGCUCAGACUCUGCCUCCAGGCCCAGAGAGCCAGGCACCUCACUCCAGCUGUGCUGGCAAGGAGGAGCUGCCUCUGACGUGGGCCCAGCCAAGACUUGCCCUCCCUCACUGGCAUUGGCAGAGCUGGAGAUGCCACCUGCAUCCCUCCCUUGCACUCCCUCACCCGCCUGCGGCUCCGUUCCCUGGAGUCAGUGCCUGGAUUUGGGGAGCUGAGUACAGGAUCCUGGCCAGCAGCCAAGGGGCUUUAUCUCAGGCAAGGUCACUCAUCUAGUCUCCCACAGGGUAAAGCAGCGAGCCCCCCUGGAGAGGGGGAGACACACUGAGAAUGCUGGCUGGGCUCCUGACUGCGCCCACGGCUCUGGGACAUGCAGCUGCAUCAGGCAUCAGCCACAUGGCAGUGCCAGGGCUGUGCUGGGUCAGUGCCAGCCCCAAAGGGCAGGUGCUGAGUAACGCAAUAUUUCUGUCAUCUCCCAUCGGGGACACCACCAUCAUCCCUAUGGAUGUCCCCAAGAAUGUAGAGUGGCAUGUACCAGUAUCACCCCRUAGCCAGUCCCACUGAUGGAGAUCCCCACCAUUCCCUGAUGGGACAGACAGGUCAAGGUAUCCCUUGGGUGAUUCRCCCCUACCUGUUGUCCUGCCCCUGCUGCGUACCUCUCUCUGUCCCCUUGUYAGCCGGGCUCAGCACACAGGUGGCACUGCCCUGCAGCCCUGCUCUGUCCCUGAGGGCGGUCUGCUCACAUCCCAUCCACGCCCUGUCUCUCCUGGGCUCGGGUGCUGGUUUUGCUCUGCUCGCUGUCCCCUCCUGCAGGGCAGUGGGAAGCCCCCUGGUCAUGGACCCCAACAGCAUCUGCCGCAAGACGAAGCGGCUGGCGGGGAAGCAGGCAGAGCUGUGCCAGCUGGAGCCAGAGAUUGUGCAGGAGGUGGCCAAGGGCACCAAGCUGGGCGUCCGGGAAUGCCAGUACCAAUUCCGCUUCCGCCGCUGGAACUGCACCAGCCACAGCAAGUACUUCGGCAAGAUCCUGCAGCAGGAUAUCCGUGAAACAGCCUUCGUGUACGCCAUCACGGCGGCCGGGGUGAGCCACGCCAUCACGCAGGCCUGCAGCAUGGGCGAGCUGCUGCAGUGCGGCUGCGAGCUGACCCGGAGCCGGGCCCCYCCCUCGCCCACAGCGGGGCCGGGCACAGAGGGCACGGCCUGGGAAUGGGGGGGCUGUGGGGAUGAUGUGCAGUUCGGCUACGAAAAAUCCCAGCAGUUCAUGGAUGCCAAGAACAAGAAAGGCAAAAAUGACAUCCGCGCUCUUAUCGACCUGCACAACAAUGAAGCCGGGCGCUUGGCGGUGCGCAGCUACAUGAGGACAGAGUGCAAAUGCCACGGGCUGUCGGGCUCCUGCACCCUGCGCACCUGCUGGAGGAAGAUGCCCCAUUUCCGCGAGGUGGGGGAUCGCCUGCUCGAGCGCUUCAAUGGGGCUUUCAAGGUGAUGGGAGGCAACGAUGGCAAAACCCUCAUCCCUGUGGGUGACAACAUCAAGCCUCCUGAUAAACAGGACCUCAUCUACUCGGCUGACUCACCUGAUUUCUGCUCGGCUAAUCGUAAGACGGGCUCGCUGGGCACCAGGGGCCGUGUCUGCAACAGCACAGCCAUGGACACGAGCGGGUGUGACCUGCUGUGCUGCGGGCGAGGGCACCGGGACGAGACGGUGGUGCUGGAGGAGAACUGCCUUUGCCGCUUCCACUGGUGCUGCGUGGUGCAGUGCCGCAAGUGCUCCGUCCGUCAGGAGCUCAGCCUCUGCGUYUGACAGCCUGGGGUCAGGCAAGGACAAUUUGGGAGCCACCUCCAGGCUCACAUGGCCCCCCUGGGACAGAGACAGGUGGAGCCGGUGGCAGGGUCAGCGUGGGUGAGCCAGCUCUGCACUCUGGGGAGUCCUGGCUUUCCCAGGGGGAGCGUGAGGCUGCCCAGCAUCCCCACGGCCCCCAUGGUUGGGGCUGCGGGAGCAGAGCUUCCACUAAUAAAGCUAUUUAAAGCCGGUGUGCCACAGCGCUUCCUGGGGAGGGCUGGGAAGCGCUGAGCACCGUAUUGGGAUGGGGCUAGCCAGAGAGCUGUGAGCCCCAAUCAGCCUCACUCCGGCCAGCCUCUGGCCCGGCUGGGAGUUGUGGCAAAAUCCAGCUCAUUUUGUGUCUACUGUCUGUGGUUGUCGAGCCUGGAGAUGUGUGUAGAAGAGGGUGAGUACUCUCCUGCCGUGCUCUGCAGUUUCCAUUGAGCUCUCCUCCCAUCACUCACAGCUGUCAUUGCUUGGGGUGACAGUUUGUGUCCAGCCUCCAUCUGACCUGGUAUGUUUGCAGUGACCUGCAGUCCAUGACGCCUCCACUCACGCCUCACACUGGAGGUACACCUAGCU